Molecule: messenger RNA, 4282 nt
Organism: Pseudoliparis swirei
Lineage: Eukaryota; Metazoa; Chordata; Actinopteri; Perciformes; Liparidae
Gene: atg7
Product: ATG7 autophagy related 7 homolog (S. cerevisiae)
Exons: 18
Coding region: 982-3144 (720 amino acids)
Biological process (GO): autophagy of mitochondrion; autophagosome assembly; cellular response to nitrogen starvation
Cellular component (GO): cytoplasm; phagophore assembly site
Molecular function (GO): Atg8 activating enzyme activity; Atg12 activating enzyme activity
Source: RefSeq, a predicted model, not a curated record
UCAGCUUGUUACACUUUAACCGACGACCGUUUGUUUUCCGCUGACUCGGAUUUAAUCUGGUUUGAAAUGCAACUAUUUUGUCAUGGUGUGAAGGAUUUCGUCGCAGAUGCUCGUCGUGUUUAAACUGUGAAAGCUUCUGCUUCCACUUAGUGUUCUGCGUUAACAGUGUAAACGUCCUGAUCAAGUGCACAUGGAUUGUGAACAGACGUUCAUUUACAGAUUAACCUCAAAAGUCCUAAAGUCUUAACACUUUAAGGGUUAGGGGUCUUGGUACUACAUGUUCGCCAAUACGAACUAUUUCAAAUUACGAAAGACUAGCACAGUGGAAUUAGCAUUGGAAUUAACAUGUAUAACAAUUGGAUGUGCUCAUGUAUUCAGAUUAUAUCAAUUCUAGGAUUGAUUUAUUCAUAAUGUAUUCUGGAAAACGUCAUACAUGCCCAUCCCGAGUUACCACAGAGCCUAAAGAAAUGUAGCAGCAUAAAUACAGUAUACAAAUAGCCAUGCUUAGGGUUGAUUUCUGUUAUCAUACAGUUUGUCAAAUCAAGUCAGUUUUAUUUGUUUUCCCCUAAAUUACAACUUUACUGCAAAAGGCUUUGCAAUUUGUACAACAUAUAACACUCCAUGUCCUAAUCUUUUAGAGAUGCAUGCUAACCUCAUUUUCCCAUAACCGUUGCACAGGUUGAUGCAACUUAUUUGUUUUGUGCUUUCCUAAUGGGCCAACUCUCUAUUUUCUCUCGAUAAUUCAGUAACUUUACUGUUUACUUACAACUAGGUUGUGCAUUACAUGGCACCAUCAGAGUUAUCAAGCUCAGCAUCUAAUGAUGUAUAUUUUAUUCUUAACUGUGUGUAUGUGAUAAGCCUGUUGGUUACAGCAUCCGUGGAAAUGUAACCAUCAUGCAAAAAAGUCUUAAAGUUAUGACUACGACUGUUUAAUUUCACACUUUCCAGUUCUUAUUAGCGCAUCCUGUUAGUGAAGUUGUGAUGGCAUCUGACACCACUGAAGCAGCGUCCUCUACUCCAGACCUCAAGCUGCAGUUUGCUCCCUUCAGCAGUGCUCUGGAGGCUGGCUUCUGGCAUCAGCUCACUCAAAAGAAACUCAAUGACUACAGAUUGGAUGAAAGCCCCAAAUCUAUUAAAGGAUUUUACUACAACGGCGACCCACUUGGUUUGCCCACUCGCCUGACGUUGGAGUUCAGUGCAUUUGAAGUUGAUGGACCGACACCAGCCCGUUGCUGUCCAGCUACUGGAACACUGUACAACACCAACACACUCGAUGCCUUUAAGACCAUGGAUAAGAAGGCUCUGCUGGAGAAAGAGGCCAAAGAGAUAUGGGAUGCUAUACAGUCUGGGGCUGCAUUGAAGGACCCAUCCAUCCUCUGCAAAUUCAUUCUGCUGACUUUUGCAGAUUUGAAGAAAUACCAUUUCUACUACUGGUUCUGUUUCCCUGCACUCUGUUUCCCAGAGGGAAUAAAGAUCACCCAACAGCCAGCUGCCCUAGAGCAAGUUUUCUCAGCAAAACAGAUCACAGCCUUGCAGGAGGCCUACGACGUCCUGUGUAUCAAAAGAGGGACCACUGCUGAGCCGUACUUCCUCAUGAAGUACACAGCUGACACUGUUCAGAUGGCGCCACUCGAGGACUGGGACACGUUCGUUACUGAUACAAAGAAGGUUACUGUGGGCGUCUAUGAUCCGUGUACUCUGUCUCAACAUCCGGGCUGGCCUCUUCGAAAUCUACUGGUCCUCUUAGCCAGCCGAUGGGGCUCUAAGCUGGACACAGUGGAGGUGCUGUGUUUCAGGGAUCAAACUCUGCAAGGAAGUCGCUCCAUACAGCACAGCGUCGUCUUCCAGAUCAAACUACCUGCGCUUCCCCUCAACUCAGCGUGUCCUAAGAGUGUAGGUUGGGAGAAGAACCCUAAAGGGGCCAUGGGACCCAGGAUGGUCAACCUCAGUGAAUGCAUGGACCCGAAAAGACUUGCAGAGUCAUCAGUGGACCUGAAUCUGAAGCUGAUGAGAUGGAGGCUGGUUCCUUCCCUGGACCUGGACAAGGUGGUCUCCACAAAGUGUCUUCUACUGGGAGCUGGGACUCUGGGCUGCAAUGUAGCCAGGACUCUCAUGGGAUGGGGAGUGAGACGCAUCACAUUUGUAGACAAUGCGAAGAUUUCAUACUCCAAUCCAGUUCGGCAGCCGCUCUAUGAGUUUGAAGACUGUCUCGGAGGAGGGAAGGACAAAGCCACGGCGGCUGUGGAUCGACUCAACAAAAUAUUUCCUGGUGUGAUUGCAGAGGGUUACAUUAUGAGCAUCCCCAUGCCCGGUCAUCCGGUGGAUUUCUCUGAGGCCACUCUUUCCCAGGCUCAGAAGGAUGUCGAGCUGCUGGAGAAGCUCAUUUCAGAACAUGACGUGAUCUUCUUACUAAUGGACACCAGGGAGAGCCGCUGGCUACCUACGGUGAUAGCUGCCAGCAAGAGAAAGCUGGUGGUUAAUUCCGCUUUAGGCUUUGACACAUUUGUCGUGAUGCGCCACGGCCUUAAGAAGCCCCCUGCCAGUCAGAGUGUUUCUGCAGGAGCAGACUCCUCCACUUCCUGUUCUUCUGCUUCCUCUUCGUCCACCACACCAGCCGGCUCUGCGCCCUCUGUCCCAGCAUCCUCUCUGUUCUCCAACAUCCCAGGGCACAAGCUGGGCUGCUACUUCUGCAAUGAUGUCGUGGCACCAGGAGAUUCAACCAGGGAUCGGACUCUGGAUCAGCAGUGCACAGUUAGCAGACCAGGCCUGGCCAUGAUUGCUGGAGCCCUGGCUGUGGAAAUGAUGGUGUCCAUCCUGCAGCACAGUGAAGGAGGCUACGCAGUGGCAAGCAGCAGCGACGACAGAAUGAAUGAACCGCCCACCCCUCUGGGUCUUGUGCCACAUCAGAUCCGGGGCUUUCUUUCGAGGUUUGACAAUGUCCUGCCCGCAAGCAUGGCCUUCGACAAAUGCACUGCCUGCUCCCCCAUUGUCCUGGAACAAUAUGAGAAGGAAGGUUUCACCUUUCUGUCCAAUGUUUUUAAUUCUACCCACUCAUUCCUGGAGGACCUCACUGGGCUGACACUGUUGCACCAGGAGACGCAGGCAGCAGAGAUUUGGGAUUUGAGCGAUGACGAGAGCAUCUGAAGGACCGGAGGAUCGAACCCGCCGCCGCUGCCUCUGAAGGACGGAACGCUUCUAUAAUCCUUCCGUUUGUCUGGUUUUUGUUUUCUAAGAAUCGCACAUUUGUAUCGGAUGAGUGCAGACAAUAGACACACACACACACACAGAGACAACUCGAGUAAUCAAAACCAAACGCAUCUUGAGAAAAGUCUUAGUAACAGAGCAUUGACGAGGUCCAAAAACAUCUGAUUUAUUUUGCUGCUAAAGUAUUCAGUUUCAGUGAAAAUGCAGUUUUUUCAGUUAAGUUUGACUGAACAAAGUAAAUGUUUCACAUUGUGCGUCUGAAACUGUUAAAUGGAUAAUGUACCUGUUCCCAUUACCUCGUGUGUGUGUGUGUAAUCCGUCACAUUCACUCAUUGUUCACUGAUUGUUGUUGUCUGGAAAGGCCUCACUGAAUGUCCACAGGUUCGAGUCCUCCCAGUCGCUCCACCAACCAUCGGAUGGCUUUGCCGAGUCCUUUGCCGAGAUGCUGACAAACUGCAUCUGCUCGCUCAUUCAGCUCACUGCAGAUGAAUUAUGAAAUUACAAAAACGCAGUCGACUACUCGUCAAAUCCAUCCAUCUCCCUUUGUGUUUACUGUGAUGCGUUCGGCCCAGUUCAUUCUCAAACCAUCUUUGUUGAUGUGAAAGUAUAAAAGCUGCACACAGUUAUUACUGUGCAAGAGUGACUUCUGAUAUGGAAAUGAUUUAUUGUUGCUGCGGCCGACCCGGAGCCGACAGCUGCACCUUUCAUGUCGGAGAGCCCGUGGACACGGCGGCGGCGUGUUGGAGCAUGCUGCUGCUCCUACUCGGUGUGUUUGUCUCACUGAUCACUAGACAACGUCUCAACAGCUGCUUGGAUGUUUAUGGAAGACUAUAAGUGCAGCGUGUAAUUUUAAAAAAUCCUAUCUAAGAUUAAUUUAAGGAUUUGAGAUUUAAAAUUAAAAGUUAGAAUUGAGAGAAAUAUAUCUUUUCAAAAAUAAACCCCAGAAUCCAGACUUUAACUGCAGAGUUUAAAUAGAUUGAGACUUUCAUAAUUCACACUAUUCUCAGCUGUUUCAGUCACACUGUUGCUCUUCUGUAUGUAUUUAACCAAAGAAUGGAAUAAAAUGUCGCUUUAUUAA